This is a messenger RNA of Vidua chalybeata, 2176 nucleotides long. It is a transcript of the gene LPAR3, whose product is annotated as lysophosphatidic acid receptor 3. The transcript has 4 exons. The record is from RefSeq and is a predicted model, not a curated record. Gene Ontology annotation, biological process: G protein-coupled receptor signaling pathway. The coding region runs from base 827 to 1912 and encodes 361 amino acids. Lineage: Eukaryota; Metazoa; Chordata; Aves; Passeriformes; Viduidae. Gene Ontology annotation, molecular function: lysophosphatidic acid receptor activity. Gene Ontology annotation, cellular component: membrane.
CGGUGAAGGGGGCAGCGGUGGGAAGGAACUGCGGGCUGGACGAGCUCCGGGAGUCGGGCUGGCAAAACUUGAGUUCUGUAAAACUCUGCGGUGGCAGCGGAGCCCCGGACGCGCUCCGGGCCGUGCCGGUGAGCGGAGCGGGCAGCGCCCGGAGCGCGGGCAGAGCCCGGCGGGGCAGCGCUCGGAGCGCGGGCAGAGCCCGGCGGGGCAGCGCCGGUGCUGCCGCUCUGUCCCGGAGAGACGUCGCGGUGUGUGCGGACGCGGACGCGCGCGUUCAGGAACACACACUUUCAACCUGCCCUGGUCAAGAUAAGCUUCUCUGAUUUGGCUGCAGAAGAGAAGACCUGGAGAAGAAAGUCCUGCCAGGACAUGUCACAUGCCAGGAACUAUGGGAUAUCCUAUCCUGCAUCUGGGGCCUGCUGCGGACUGGGGCAGGAGCUCUGAGGAUUCAGCUGCAUAGCUUUGUCACAGCUGCACAGCUCCCCUGACACCAGGCUCAUUCUGCUGGGAGGACUUCAGAUAAAGGUGUGAAGAAAACCUUGCAAGGCCCCUGGUAUUGUAAGUGCUUUUUGCACACAGGCUGGUGCAGACAGCCAAGUGCUGCAUCUCCACUUCGAAGGACUGGGAUGUAAACUUGCUCCAGCUCAGCUUCUGCUUUGGUGCAGCUUCCAUUUGGAAAUCUCCAGAGUCUGCCCUGUGACUCUAAACCUCAGCUGGAUGCUUUUCUACUCCUUCUCAUCUUACCUCAAUACCUCAAGACACCUCUUUCAAAAUCAUUUGUCAUUUGAGCUCUGCUGUGCGACAGAUGCAGGGGCUUUAAUCCAGGAUGAACGAAUGCUACUAUGACAAGCGCAUGGACUUUUUCUACAACAGGACAAAGACGGACACGGCGGAUGAGUGGACAGGACCACAGCUCAUUGGUGUUCUAUGCUUUGGCACCUUUUUCUGCCUCUUCAUUUUUAUUUCAAAUUCAUUGGUCAUAGCAGCUGUGGUGAAGAACAAGAGGUUUCAUUUUCCCUUUUACUAUCUUCUGGCCAACUUAGCAGCUGCAGACUUUUUUGCUGGAAUCGCCUAUGUCUUCUUGAUGUUCAACACGGGCCCGGUGUCUAAGACGUUGACAGUUAACCGCUGGUUUCUGCGCCAGGGUCUCCUGGAUACCAGCCUGACGGCGUCCCUGGUGAACCUCCUUGUCAUCGCUGUGGAGCGCCACAUGUCCAUCAUGCGCAUGAAGAUCCACAGCAAUCUCACCAAGAAGAGAGUCACCUUCUUAAUUAUAUCCAUUUGGGCCAUUGCUAUUUUCAUGGGUGCUGUUCCGACCCUGGGUUGGAACUGCCUCUGUGACAUUACUGUCUGCUCAUCCCUGGCACCCAUUUACAGCAGAAGUUACCUGGUGUUCUGGAGUGUCUUAAACCUGGUUGUCUUCUUCAUUAUGGUGGUGGUUUACAUAAGAAUCUACAUGUACGUCCAGAGGAAAACCAAUGUCUUGUCCUCACACACUAGCGGGUCCAUCAGCCGGAGGAGAACCCCUGUGAAGCUUAUGAAGACUGUCAUGACUGUCUUAGGUGCCUUUGUUGUCUGCUGGACCCCUGGCCUGGUUGUCUUAUUGCUUGAUGGACUGAACUGUACUGACUGUGGGAUUCAGCAUGUUAAAAGGUGGUUUCUUCUCCUGGCCCUGUUGAACUCUGUCAUGAAUCCAAUAAUUUAUUCAUACAAAGAUGAUGAGAUGUGGGCUACCAUGAAAAGGAUGAUUUGCUGCUCCUCUGAGGAUAAGAGCCAGGAGAGACGCUCAUCUCGGAUCCCCUCAACAGUUCUCUGCAGGAGCACGGACAUCUCGGGCCACUACAUUGAAGAUGGCAUUAUUCAAGGGACAAUUUGUGGAAAAGGAGAUCUUGGUGACAAAGGAAACUCCUGAGCUAUGCAAGGGACUGACUUGGCUGGAAAAGGAGAGGGGGAAGGGAGAGGUUUUGUAAGAGGAGAUCGACUGGCAAAGCUAGUAAACAAUAUAUCCACUUUGUUCCAGAGCCUCAACUCCAGUGUUAACAAAAGUUCUUAUAAAUAAUUGCCUGAUGGAAAAACACUUUGUAUUGAAGAAAACUUUCUGUACUGCCAUCCUUUUUGUCUUUCAAGUACAUGAAAUUGUUUUUUCAUGUGAAUGGAAUAAAUACCUCUCAGAGAA